Molecule: messenger RNA, 759 nt
Organism: Bathycoccus prasinos
Lineage: Eukaryota; Viridiplantae; Chlorophyta; Mamiellophyceae; Mamiellales; Bathycoccaceae
Product: ferritin
Exons: 1
Coding region: 1-759 (252 amino acids)
Biological process (GO): iron ion transport; intracellular iron ion homeostasis
Cellular component (GO): cytoplasm
Molecular function (GO): ferric iron binding; ferrous iron binding
Source: RefSeq, a predicted model, not a curated record
AUGUCCAGAUUUCACCAUAUGCUUUCAAAAUCUUCUCGCCCUGUUAUCACAGCGACUAUCGUGCGAUGUGGCGUCGGACGGUCUAUUUCAAGACAAAACACUCGUGAAUUCCGUUACGACAAAUUUUAUGCGAUCCGUGACGGCAAUAGUGGCGAGCUCAACCUGGGCGAGGCAAUUGUGGAAGCAACGAGUACACAUCCCAUCCCUGUUGAUGUUCAUUACUCGUUUGCGCGUGCCCCGCAUUUUCAGCAAACUCUUGAGGAUGCAAUUAAUGACCAAAUUAACAUCGAAUACAACGUGUCCUACAUCUAUCAUAGCAUGUAUGCAUUCUUCUCGAGAGAUAAUGUGGCACUUGACGGAUUUGCUCAACACUUCAAGAAAGAAUCGCUUGAAGAACGCUCGCAUGCCGAGUUACUAAUGGACUAUCAGACCAAAAGGGGGGGUAAAGUAUCUCUCCAGGCUAUUAUGCCACCUCAGCUUGAGUUUGAGCAUGCCCAGAAGGGCUGUGGGCUUUAUGCACUAGAGUUGGCGCUCUCGUUGGAAAAAUUGAACUAUGAUAAAUUACUUGAGUUACACAAAAUUGCUGACGAGUGCGGGGAUGCGGCAGCGUGCGACUUUAUCGAAGGUGAGCUAUUAAAGGAUCAAAUUGACUCAGUAAAAGAGAAUGCUGAGAUGGUUGCAAGUUUGACUAGAAUGGGUGCUGAUGGACCUCAUGGUGGAUUGGCAACUUGGCAUUUUGAUAAAAUGCUAAAAAAAUGA